Molecule: messenger RNA, 531 nt
Organism: Paraglomus occultum
Lineage: Eukaryota; Fungi; Glomeromycota; Glomeromycetes; Paraglomerales; Paraglomeraceae
Source: the annotation of a GenBank genome assembly
AUGACGGCCCUGAGGAGUAUCGUUUUCCUACUCAUACUAACUUGCGUCUUGACUAAUGCUAAUGUCAUAGACAAAAGUAAAGUACUUAUCGACGAAGCGGUUUCCUAUCUCAGUGACGCCUUUUCAUCCUCUUCCCCUAUAAUUCAAGCGGAAACAAUUACCGACUGCGGAAGGACAUCUGAUAUUCUCCAGAUACACUAUAUAGAGUUACACCCAGAUCCUCCACAGAAGGGAAAAGAACUGACAAUUGAUGCUGCUGGUUUUUUGAGCGAGACUGUGGACAAGGGAAGCUACGUUGACGUUGUGGUAAAGCUUGGAUUGAUUAGGCUGUUGCAAAAACGAUAUGAUUUGUGCGAUGAGGUAACCCAAGUUGGCAAGGAGUGUCCUCUUGAUGGAUAUCAGACCUUACAUCAUACGUUAGACUUGCCGAAAGAGAUCCCUCCGGGUAGGUAUAGCGUCGAUGUCAACGCAUUCACGCCCGAUCAUCGAAAAAUUGGUUGCUUGAAAGUAAUGGUUACGUUCCGUCCUUGA